Molecule: messenger RNA, 1647 nt
Organism: Amphibalanus amphitrite
Lineage: Eukaryota; Metazoa; Arthropoda; Thecostraca; Balanomorpha; Balanidae
Exons: 4
Coding region: 1-1647 (548 amino acids)
Biological process (GO): DNA integration
Molecular function (GO): nucleic acid binding
Source: RefSeq, a predicted model, not a curated record
AUGAAUAGCUUCCUGGGGCUGUGUGGCUACUAUGCCCACUUCAUCGAUGGCUAUGCCGAGAUCGCCAGGCCACUGAGGAACGCUGCACUGUCACCCGGGAAACUGGUGUGGACGGCGGAGAUGCGCCAGGCUUUCGCUCAGCUCAAGAGCAUCCUGGCUUCGCCCCCCGUGUUGUCUCUGCCUCGUUUCCGCGGCAUGUUUGUGCUGUAUACGGACGCGUGCAACACGACGGUGGGGUCCGUCCUGACGGAACGGAUCGAUGGCGAGGAGCGUGUCAUAGCCUACGACAGCAAGGUCCUCACAAAGCAGCAGGUGAAGUGGCCCACUUAUGACAAGGAGUUGUGGGCUGUCGUCCACGCUAUCAGACGCUUCCGUCAAUACACCACAGGCGCCAAGUUCCUGGUCGUUACCGACCACAAACCUCUGGCCAACAUCCCUCAGUCCAUUGCGGUGGAACGUGACGGGACGGGACGGCGAGGCCGUUGGGCCAUCGAGCUAAGCUCGUUUGAAUUUGAUGUCGAGAUCAAGGCUGGAGUGGAACACCGCAACGCUGACGCUCUAUCCAGGCGGCCAGCUGAGUCCGGAACAGUGGAAGUGCCGACUCCUGAAGUGGCUGUCGCCUCCGUAUCUGGCGCUAAGGCGUCCGUAGCAGCGUCCCGCUUCCUGGAGGAUAAACCUCGCUCCGGCGGUACGUUUUCAGGCGUGUGUCCUGACCCAGAUCGCGCCGGAGGAGUAGAGACCCAGGUGAUGUCUCGUGCCCUGAAGGGCAGUCCUGUCCCUGGUGGUACGGAUACAGGCGUGUGUCCUGAUCCAGACCACACAGUCCAGGCACAGGUGACAGGCGACGCUCAGGGUAUUCGUCAAGCUCAGGAACAGGACUACGCUUUGCAGCAGAUCCGCAGCCGGCUGGAGAGUGGGGAGACACCAGAUCGGAGCAAGAUGGGAGCCUGGGGGAAGGUGCUGCUGCCCCGCUGGAGGGACGUCGAGCUGCGCGAUGGAGUCAUCGGACUGGCGACGGAUCGCCUUCAUUCUGACCAAGGGCGGCAGUUUGAGUCCCGAGUGUUCCAGGCCAUGUGCCAGAGACUAGGUAUCCACAAGACCCGAACUACGCCGUACCACCCCGAAAGCGACGGCAUGGUAGAAAGGUUUAACCGGACGCUGAAGGACAUGAUCAGCAAAUACGUCGAUGCUGAGGGGCUGCAUUGGGACGUCGACAUCAAGGCGUACUCAAUGGCCUACAAUUCAUCAAUCCACAGUGCAACCGGGUACACACCCUUCUAUCUGGUGCAUGGGUACGAACCGCGGAUGCCGCUGGACGUCGAGUACGGACCUGCCGUCGAAUCCGUGCCGGUGCACAGCUACCUCGAGGACCGACUCCGCUCCAUGCGUGCCGCGUACAAUCAAGUACGAAGCAACUCGGCUCGAGCCGCCAAGGAAGCCGCUGAGAGGUAUGACGCGAAGCAGUGUGCCGAAGAGUAUCGGAUCGGGGACAAGGUCUGGACCCGAGACUUCAGGGCCGCAGCUGGCGGUAAACCCAAGCUGGGCUUACCAUUCACCGGUCCCUCUACCAUCAUUGGUAAGGUCGGGGCCCCCGGGAAGGAGGUCGCCUAUAAGGUGGCCAACAAGGACGGCAAGGUGUCCGCGUAG